Messenger RNA from Blepharisma stoltei, 1422 nucleotides. The record is from the annotation of a GenBank genome assembly. Lineage: Eukaryota; Ciliophora; Heterotrichea; Heterotrichida; Blepharismidae.
AUGUGGAGGCUACUUAUAAGGAAUUUUUCAAGAAUUGGACCAACUCUGCCCCCUGUGCCUAGGAUUGAAGAAGCAAGAGGUUUGAACGAAUUUGUGAGAGCAAUAAAGUGUCUCCACGUUUUUGUCCAGAUGUCUCCCAAGGAUUGAUUCACCAACAUAAGCUUGUGAACAACCCUCAAAGUGGCAAAUUUACAUUAAUUUGAGGAUUUGCCACUUUGAGGGUUGGCUUCAUCAACAUAAGCUGAUGGAGUCAACCCAAGAUUUCUUGGGAGACGUUGGGACAAAGAGGAGGCUAAAAGUGUGGAAACACUAUAGAGUAUAUAAAUGCGAAAAGAUACCAGAUGGCUGAGAUCGAGCUGAAUCUGUGCUUAGAAAUCCUCAAAAAUGGAGGGUUAUUUGCUGAGCCUGCUUAUAAUUUCACUUUGAAAAAGCUUGCUUUUGUAUAUAAGCAGCAAAAUAAAACAAAGCAGUGUGAAAAAGCAUUGAAAGACAUCGUAAAGCACUAUGAAUCAAAAGCAGAGACAUACCCAGAUCUAUUUUUGGCAGCACAAGAAACCUUGGCAAUGUAUUUACUAGAGGCCGACGUUGGAAGAUGCGUUGACCUUUGCAGAGAAGUGUUGGCUAACACCCCUUCUGAAUUUUUCCAUUAUCUUUUUGGAAUAUCCCUAGUUCUCAAAGGGGAAGAUUUCAUCACAGCAAAAGAGCACUUACAAGCACUUGUACUUAACAAAGACCCUCAGCCUGAAGUCUUAUAUAAUUUCGCCUAUGCCCAACUAGUCCACCCUAGAAAAUUCACUAAUCCUAAUAAAUUGAAUACUCAAGAAAUCAAGGAAAACAGAAAUGCAGUCAUCGAGUACGUGCACGCAAUUCCUAACUUCAAAAAAGCAAUACAAUACUUUGAAAAUCUCAGUGAGCCCUAUGAGCCAAACCCUGACAACCCAGGACUUAAAAAGAAAGAAAGUGGGCUUGUGCUUACAACUUUGGCAGAAAUGGGGUGGGGAGACGGCUUGACAUUACAAGUAAUUUAGAUUUCAGGAAACUGCAGCAUGGCUUAAAUGCGCACUAAAAUUAUACGAAGAAGUCGACAAGACAAAACUAGGAAGAGUGCUUACCUUGACUGGGAGACUGCUGAGAGACCAAAAACAAUUCUUACAUGCAGAAGGGCUGUUGAGCAACGCAAUGAGCAUUUUAGAAGGAGUAACAAUUAUAUAGAGAGGAGACUGGGACGAAGCGUUAGUCUGUGAAGAGUAUGGAGGACUGCUUAACAAAAUUUCCAAGCGAGAAAACGAAGGCGAGCAACUGAUAGCAAAAGCCAAGCUUAUUAGAAGCAAACUUCCAUUCUGGGCUGAAAGGGCAGCUCAUAUGUUUAUUCCUAAAUGGACCUUAGAGAUGCAGCCCUUUACUUCAUCCCCUAGUUAUUAA